AAAAAAAAGGUUUCGUCGAGUUGUCUCGAAGGCGGAAAGUCUUUUUUCAAAAGGAAAACCAACGCGGUUGUUGAACGUUCGUUCCUUUUCAACUUUCUUUUUCAUCCCGGCCUCUGUCUCGACACCCUCCAAAUAAUUCAACAACAAUGGCUGACGAAGAUCACCACGAAGAGUUCGAGCACGCCGGGUCUGGGGCUUCCCUGACCUACCCUAUGCAGUGCUCUGCCCUGCGUAAGAACGGUCACGUUGUGAUCAAAGGUCGCCCUUGCAAGAUUGUUGACAUGUCGACCUCCAAGACCGGCAAGCACGGUCACGCCAAGGUCCACCUGGUUGCCAUUGACAUCUUCACUGGCAAGAAGCUUGAGGACAUCUCCCCCUCUACCCACAACAUGGACGUCCCCAAUGUCACCAGGACUGAGUUGCCCCUCUUGGACAUUGACGAUGGCUUCUUGUCCUUGAUGAACGCUGAUGGUAGCACCAAGGACGAUGUGAAGCUUCCCGAGGGAGAGGUUGGCGAGAAGAUGCAGGCGGAGUUCCACGAUGGCAAGGAGCUCUUGGUGACCGUUGUUGCCGCUAUGGGUGAAGAGCACGCGUUGUCUUUCAAGGAAGCCCCCAAGGGCAACUAAGUGUUGAGUUCUGCCCACACGCCAGCUUUGAGGCUCGAGAAAGCGAAUAGUUUCCUCCCUGUACCAUAGUAGAGGCUUGUUAGUUUACUGUCCUUGAUUCCUUGAGCAAGCUGCAAAACACGCCAUUUGAUUGUUUUGAAUAUAUACAUACACUACCAAGUAUUGCUUUCCGCUUGUCUUGGGGUUUCUAUGAUGCAGACCGACA
Molecule: messenger RNA, 831 nt
Organism: Spizellomyces punctatus DAOM BR117
Lineage: Eukaryota; Fungi; Chytridiomycota; Chytridiomycetes; Spizellomycetales; Spizellomycetaceae
Product: eukaryotic translation initiation factor 5A
Exons: 5
Coding region: 147-626 (159 amino acids)
Biological process (GO): positive regulation of translational elongation; positive regulation of translational termination
Molecular function (GO): RNA binding; translation elongation factor activity; ribosome binding
Source: RefSeq, a predicted model, not a curated record